Messenger RNA from Bufo bufo (common toad), 3627 nucleotides. RefSeq names its product cyclin and CBS domain divalent metal cation transport mediator 4 (gene CNNM4). Gene Ontology annotation, biological process: magnesium ion homeostasis; magnesium ion transport. Gene Ontology annotation, cellular component: plasma membrane. The transcript has 8 exons. NCBI's taxonomy places the organism in Eukaryota, Metazoa, Chordata, Amphibia, Anura, Bufonidae. Bases 40 to 2325 code for a protein of 761 amino acids. The record is from RefSeq and is a predicted model, not a curated record. Gene Ontology annotation, molecular function: magnesium ion transmembrane transporter activity; sodium ion transmembrane transporter activity.
CGCACACCCGGCCGUGGUCCCAGGGGAGUCACUCGCGCUAUGGCCGGGCUGGCGGUCUCCAUAGCCUGCUUGUUGACGGUCUUCUUCCUACCGGCGCUGGGCGCAUUUCACAGCAAUUCUUCGUCACCGGAGGACUUGCCUCUUAUCCUCGGCUUCCGGCUGGAGAGCAGCGACCAUAAGGCUGAGCUGUCCGCGGCCGGGGAGCUGGAGGUGAGGGAGGGCAGUAAGCUUCAGCUCCGCUUCUACGGACUCUACCUGCGGCCCGACAGCGGCCACCUGAUCGCUUUCGCCGGGGUGUCCGCGGGGCCGCAGGACAACCGGAGCUGCGUGGAGGACACCCGGGAUCUGGUGCGGGACGCCGCUGGCUUUAACGUUACUGACGAGGCCGACGGUAUGGCGGCCCUGCUGCGCCUGGAGGUGCUGCCGCUGCGGAAGAGCCAGAGCUCCCGGCUAUACAUGCUGUGUACGCGCCGGGGCCCCGGCUUGCCGUGGACUCUACACCCGGGACCGGACGGGCGGCUGCGGGUGCUGGAGGAGCACAAGCCGCUGCUGCCCGUCUGGCUGCAGGGGAUCAUCAUCGUGGUGCUGCUCUCGCUGUCCGGCAUCUUCAGCGGCCUCAACCUGGGGCUGAUGGCUCUGGACCCGAUGGAGCUGCGGGUGGUGCAGCGCUGCGGCUCCGAGCGGGAGAGGAGGUACGCCGCCAAGAUCGAGCCGGUGCGCCGCCAGGGGAACUACCUGCUGUGCUCGCUGCUGCUCGGGAACGUGCUGGUCAACACCACGCUCACCACCAUGCUGGACGAGCUGAUCGGCUCCGGCCUCUGGGCUGUGGCCGCCUCCACCAUGGGCAUCGUGGUCCUGGGGGAGAUCGUGCCCCAGGCCCUCUGCUCCCGGCACGGCCUGGCUGUGGGCGCCAACACGCUGUGGCUCACCCGCGUCUUCAUGGUGCUCACCUUCCCGGUGGCCUAUCCGGUCAGCCGCCUGCUGGACUGCGUCCUGGGCCAGGAGAUCGGCACCGUCUACAACCGGGAGAAGCUGCUGGAGAUGCUCAAGGUUACAGAACCGUAUAGCGGACUGGUGCGGGAAGAGAUGAACAUCAUCCAGGGGGCUCUGGAACUCCGCACAAAGACAGUGGAGGAUGUGAUGACCAAGGUGGAGGACUGCUUUAUGCUGCCCAGUGAUGCCUUUUUAGACUUUAACACCAUGUCCAGUAUCAUGGAGAGCGGCUACACCCGUAUCCCUGUGUUUGAGAAUGAUCGCUUCAACAUUGUGGACAUCCUGUACAUCAAAGACCUGGCCUUUGUAGACCCUGACGAUUGCACCCCUCUGAGCACCAUUACACGGUUCUACAGCCACCCCGUCCACUUUGUCUUCAGUGACACCAAGCUGGACACUGUGCUGGAGGAGUUCAAGAAAGGAAAGUCGCACCUGGCCAUUGUGCAGAAGGUGAACAGCGAAGGAGAAGGAGAUCCCUUCUAUGAAGUGAUGGGCCUGGUGACCCUGGAAGACGUCAUAGAAGAGAUUAUCAAGUCAGAGAUCCUGGAUGAAUCUGAUCUUUAUACUGACAAUCGCAGUAAGAAACGCGUUGGGCGUCGCACAGACAAGAAGGAUUUUUCAGUUUUCAAAGAUACAGAUCAUGAAUUGAGAGUUAAAAUCUCCCCUCAGCUGCUCCUUGCUGCCCACCGGUUCUUAUCCACAGAGGUGGCCCUGUUUGCACCUUCCUUGGUGUCAGAGAAGACACUUCUGCGACUCCUGAAGUACCCGGAUGUGGUGCAAGAGCUCCAUUUCAAUGAGGAUGACAAGAAGACGUCAGAGCAUUAUUUGUAUCAGCGCAACAAGAUGGCUGACUACUUCAUCCUGAUCUUGCAGGGGAAAGUUGAAGUUGAGGCUGGGAAGGAGAACAUGAAAUUUGAGUCUGGGGCCUUCUCAUGCUAUGGUGUCAUGGCUUUGAGUACUCCAUCAGCUAAUGAGCUCCGCUCCCCAUCUCAUAUGGGCAGUCUGAACAGGUCUACAUCCCUAAGCCACGAGCGCUCGGACUCCAUCUCCUCCAUCAGCGGCAGCAACACUCAGCUCAGUGCUCAUGUGCAGUACACGGCCGACUUCAGUGUGCGGGCCCUCGGUGACCUGCAGUAUGUCAAGAUCACCAGAGAACAGUAUCAAGGUGCCCUGAUGUCUUCCCGUAUAGAUAGUAGUCCACAGUCGCCCGAGGGAGGAAACCACAAACCGGACAACACCUUGUCGGAGCGCAGCGAGGUUUUGGUGGAUGAAACUACCAGUCUCCUGAACCAAAGGAACUCUCAGCACAGCUUACACCAUAACGCGGUUUGACAGCACAGUCUGCACUGACGGAGCGCUGCUCCACUCGUACUUUAUCUGUCUAGACAAACCGAUAUCUUACUGGACACAGAGUGGCAAUACACUGCAUGCAAAGCUUUAUCUUCCAAGGGUCAAACAGCAGACGGCCAGAAAGCCCUGGUGUCUGCGGAGCUGCACUCUUCAUGCCUGGUGGGACACUGUUUUGCAGGAGCUUUUUUUUUUUUUUUUAUAUAUAUAUUAUUUUAGGAUGCUCUCCAGAACUUCUGCAGGGGAUAAUAUUAAGCAUGGUUCUGCAAGCUUCGGAGAAGAAACAGGAGAUCACAAGGCUACCAAAGGGGAUCUGGCAGGGCAAGGCUCUGCAAUAAUCUGGGAAAAGCGUGAUGCUGGGUCAAGCAUCAUCUCAGGGAAGGAUUUCUACAUGUGCACUGGUGACCCCCGAAUUGAAAUAGGGGAUCGAUUUUUGUCUGUCUUCCUGCGGGGAAUGGGUAGCAUUCAGUCUUCCUUUAUGUGGGCUUCGUACCCACAGAUUGCCCAUUCUUCCACCACCCACCUGUCUGUUCUUACAGUGGGUAACUAGUAGUCUUGACUUUUCAGCACUAUAGCUCCUGCCAAGUUACCUGGGUAUUACAGCAAGCAGUGUUAUUGUCCAGGACUCCAUAGACCUGCAAUAAUACAGGAGUCUUGCUCCAUUAUUAAGCAGUUAUCAGUGUUGGUAAAAAAAAUUGUUCACGCCACUUUCCAUCAGUGUUUUGGCCACGCUUUCUUUGGGCUGGGGUUCGGGGUUUAUACGUAAUCGGUACAUAAUCUGGCUGUGAGAAGAAAGCCUACCACCGGUGGUGUAUCCAGACCUCCGCAUUACUGACCAGUGUCUAUGAUCUGUAUGGAUGGUGUCUGUGCGCGCACCCAUCAUCAUCAUCACCCUAUAAUUCUAGGUAACCUACGCAUUGGGUGUAGCGCUACACAUCAGAUUGGCUCUCGGUAUAAAUCACUAUGGUAUUACUACAAGACUGACUCCUCUUCUGCCAGACGGUGCCGACAAUAGAGUAUUUUCUUAUGCUGGUUAAAUGCCAUACUUAUGUAUAUAAUGCCCCCCCUUAUAUAAGGGAAAACGGCCAAGGGUUCACUGAUCUCGCUGCAGCUCUAUGGUCUGCCCAAAAUCAUUUCAGUUCCUUAUUUGGAAACGGUUUAACUUCUUGGGCAGAUUUUUCAGUCUUAAAGGGCAUCUGUCAGCAGAUUUGCACCCAGGAGACUGACCUGUUACAUGUGCGCUUGGCAGCUGAAGACUUCUGUGUUGGUCCCAUGUUCAUAUGUGCC